GUGGGGCAGGGAAGGGGCGGCCGGGCGGACUUGGCCCCGCGCCCUCCGCACCCGUCGCCCCCGGCUCCUCUCGGCGAAACCCGAGCGCGCGUCCGACGCGGGGCCGCGUGACGCGCACCUGUCGGGGCGGGCCGCGCCUGCGGAAGAGGAUGCGCGGGGCCCCAGCCUGGCCCGAGCCCGGCCCGCAGCGCCGCGCGCCCCGCGCCGCCGCCGCCGACAUUUCCCGGAGAAGCGGCCGGCUCUGACGGGCGAGAUGAAGUGCCCUGGCUGUUGGAAGAUGCUCACAGUGGCAAUGUGCAUGGCCCUUGUGGCUUGCCUGCAGGCCCAGGAGCUCCAGGGACAUGUCUCUGUUAUCCUGCUGGGAGCGACUGGGGACCUGGCCAAAAAAUACUUAUGGCAGGGACUGUUCCAGCUGUACCUGGAUGAGGUGGGGAAGGGCUACAGUUUCAGCUUCCAUGGGGCUGCUCUCACAUCCACCAAGCAGGGCCAGGAGUUCAUCACCAAGGUCCUGGAGUCCCUCUCCUGCCCCGAGGACAUGGUGCCCAGGCGCUGUGCCGAACUCAGGGGCCAGUUCCAGCAACUGAGCCAGUACCGCCGCCUGAGGACGAAUGAAGACUAUAUGGCCCUGAGCAAGGACAUUGAGGCACAGCUCGAACACAAAGGCCUCCGGGAGGCCGGCAGGGUUUUCUACUUCUCUGUGCCACCCUUUGCCUAUGCGGGUAUUGCUCGCAGCAUCAACAGCAGCUGCCGCCCGGGCCCGGGUGCCUGGCUGCGGGUUGUCCUGGAAAAGCCCUUUGGCCACGACCACCUCUCAGCCCAGCAGCUGGCCACGGAACUUGGGAGCUUUUUCCAAGAGGAGGAGAUGUACCGGGUGGACCAUUACCUGGGCAAGCAGGCCGUGGCUCAGAUCCUGCCUUUCCGAGACCAGAACCGCCAGGCCUUGGACGGCCUCUGGAACCGGCACCAUGUGGAGCGGGUGGAGAUCAUCAUGAAGGAGACCGUGGAUGCAGGGGGCCGCACCAGCUUCUAUGAGGAGUACGGCGUCAUUCGCGACGUGCUCCAGAACCACCUGACAGAGGUCCUCACUCUUGUGGCCAUGGAGCUGCCCUACAACGUCAGCAGCUCAGAGGCUGUGCUGCAGCACAAGCUUCAGGCCUUCCGGGCUCUGCGGGGCCUGCAGAAGGGCAGUGCCGUCCUGGGCCAGUACCAGGCGUAUGGCGAGCAGGUUCGCAGAGAGCAGCAGAAGCCAGACAGCUUCCACAGCCUGACGCCGACCUUCGCAGGCAUCCUUGUUCACGUAGACAACCUUCGCUGGGAGGGCGUCCCUUUCUUCCUGAUGUCUGGCAAGGCCAUGGAUGAGAGAGUGGGCUAUGUGCGGAUCUUGUUCCGGAACCAGGCUUACUGUGCCCAGAACGAGAAGCGCUGGGUGGCAGACCAGAGCCAGUGCCUGCCUCGGCAGAUCGUCUUCUACAUCGGACACGGUGAGCUGGGCAGCCCUGCUGUGCUGGUCAGUCGGAACCUGUUCAGGCCCUCUCUGCCCUCUGAGAGCUGGAAGGAAGUGGAGGGCCGGCCCGGGCUCCACCUUUUCGGCCGCCCUCUGUCGGAUUACUAUGCCUACAGCCCCGUGAGGGAGCAGGACGCCUAUUCUGUCCUCAUGUCGCACAUCUUCCACGGCCGCAAGGACUCCUUCAUCACCACGGAGAACUUGCUGGCCUCCUGGGUUUUCUGGACCCCCUUGCUGGACAGCCUGGCCCACGAGGUCCCGCGCCUCUACCCAGGAGGAGCCGAGAGCGGGCACCUGUUGGACUUCGAGUUCAGUGGCACCCAGUUGCGCUUUUCCCGGCAGCAGCUGGAGCAGCUGGUGCCGGGCCCAGGUUCCGCUCCAAAGCCCAGCGACUUCCAGGUUCUCCGGGCCAAGUACCGGGAGAGCCCGCUGAUCUCGGCCUGGCCUGAGGAGCUGAUCGCGAAGCUGGCUGAUGACAUCGAGGCCACAGCUGUGCGGGCGGUGCGGCGCUUUGGCGAGUUCCACCUGGCGCUGUCCGGCGGCUCCAGCCCCGUGCCCCUGUUGCAGCAGCUGGCCACCCGGCACUACGGCUUCCCCUGGGCCCACACGCACCUGUGGCUGGUGGACGAGCGCUGCGUCCCACUUCGGGACCCUGAGUCGAACUUCCAGGGCCUGCAGGCUCACCUGCUGCAGCACGUCAGGGUCCCACACUACAACGUCCACCCCAUGCCGGUGCAUCUGCACCAGCGCCUCUGUGCCGAGGAGGACCGAGGCGCCCAGAUGUACGCCAGCGAGAUCUCGGCCCUGGUGACCAACAGCAGCUUCGACCUGGUGCUGCUGGGCAUGGGCACAGACGGGCACACGGCCUCCCUGUUCCCGCAGUCGCCCGCCGGCCUGGAGGGCACGCAGCCGGUGGUGCUGACCAGGAGCCCCUCCAAGCCGCACCAGCGCAUGAGCCUGAGCCUGCCCCUCAUCAACCGCGCCCGCAAGGUGGCGGUCCUGGUCAUGGGCAGGCUGAAGCGUGAGAUCACCAUGCUGGUGAGCCGCGUGGGCCAUGAGCCCAAGAAGUGGCCCAUUUCAGGUGUCCUGCCUAGUUCUGGCCAGCUGGUUUGGUAUAUGGACUAUGAGGCUUUUCUGGGAUGAUGGUGCCUUUGGCCUUUGCUUGCUCCCAUGCUUGCUUUCCCCUGUACUUUCCCCUUCCCCUAAGACCUGCCACCUGUCCUGGCUCUCUGGGACCUGAUGCCUCAGGAUGAAGCCCCCGGAGAGGAAAGGACAAGGCCUUACCCCAAUCCCUUUGACAGUCUGUGUCUAGUUGUGGUGGGCAGACGCAGACGCAGACACGAGGAAGAAAUGGAGUCUGCUCUUGAGAAGCUUCCAGUCCAAGUCAGGAGAGAAAUACCCACCUUAAGAACAUACCAGCAGCAGUUACACAAUAACACCAGCCAGCCCAAAACAGGACGGUGUGAGAGCUCCCAACUUCAGUAGAAAUGCAAUGGCUAGGGUUAAUCAGGGAAGUCUUCCUGGAGGGGGUGAUCCUUGAACUGGCUCCUGUGGAAAAGAAGGCUGUGGAUAGUAGAGAGAGGGGAGCACGGGUUCCAGCAGGUACAGAGCCCACACGAAGCAGGUGCUAGAAACUGUCCAGAGACCUUGAGUUGGCUGUUUCUUCUGUCCCUGUCCUUCUUCCUGAGCCCCUGACACUUAGCCUACUGUCCUGGCCUCUGUGUGGUUGCCUCCUCCGCUCUCUCUGGGUUCCCUUCCCCUCUGUCUCCCUGCUGUCCCCCAGACGGAUGAAGGACGGUAGCAGGAACACAGCAACAGACACUAAGAAGUUCCCAGAAAUCUUGCAGCUGUUGUUUGGAGCUCCCUUUCUCAGUAGAUGGACUUCUCUGUGUGGGGGGAGGCCCCCUGCCCACUCUCCCUUCUCUAGCCAACCCCCUUCGUGAUACACAGUGGGCAUAGAUGAUUCGGCCAUUCCAGGGAUCCCUCGCUCCAGAGGGUCCUUUACACCUCAGGGGAGGUGGGUGUUUCCACUCUCAGUAGACCCUGUUGCUUUACCAGGAAAGAUCCGGUUAAGCCUUUCUGUGAUGGGGACAUGUCAUUUGUGGGGAGAGCUGUGAUGGAAAUGGUCCAGACCCUGCAGGUGCUCUGAUCUGAUCAGACAGGAGCUGGGCCGCCAGGCAGCGCUGGCUGCCCACGAGCUUCUCAGGGACCUGGCCGGCCCCCGCCCCCCUCACACUACCUCUCGGGGGCGUGGAGCCCACCUGCUUGCUGUCUGCUGGCCUCUCCUGUCACCGCGGACACACCGACCCCCCUGGGAAAACAACAGGUAGCUUCUGUUCAGAGGAGGUUGGGUGCUCUGUUCUUGAUUAGCGCCGGGCCAGUAAUAGUGUGUGGGGGGCUGUCUCUCUGAAAUUCUUUUAAAAAAAUAUUUUCACACACGUAAUUAGUAUUUCAACUUCCCACGUCUUCGUGCUCCCAAGACAGGGCUGUAAAGGAAUGAGACCCGAUUUUUCCUGUGUGACUGCCUGACAGCUUGUAUCAGGUGUUGAUGUCACCCUGAGGGCUUUCCUUGGUGAGGGGGAGCAUCGCCAAAUGUAUUUCUCUGCUUCUGAGUGUUGACACUUUCUGCAAGGCUGCAUAUAAAGCAUUCUGGGGCCUGAGCUGAGGGUUCUCUAUGUGAAAGGCACUGCUGUUGAAAGCCCCCUGGCCUCCCACGACCCGUCUGGACAGGACAUCUCUCCUUACACCGAGAGAGCUAACCUCGGCAAAGCAGAACACCAGUGCCCGGGUCGGGAAGGGGGGGGGGGGGGGGGGGGGGGGGGUUUUUUUUUUUGCUUUUUUUUGCCUCUGGGGGCCAGCACUCACGAGGGGACACGCGUGGUUGUGUGGCCACGUGGGGGCGCUCUUGCACCAUCCCGGCCCUCCCUGCGCGAGCCCCUGGCCUUGAGCUCUCCCCCAUGUGUUCUUCAGGAACUUCAUCCUCUGUGGUUGCAACACUGACAGAAAGGGACCUCCACGCGCCCAAGAAUCACUCCAGCGUGUGGGCCAGCAGGCCCUUGAUGUCACCAUUUCUGAAUAACAGUGAGUCAGUGUGGACCUGAGCCCAGGACCUCCCCUCUGAGAGGAGGACCUUGCCUCAGAACCCAGCCUUCAUCUGUGGAGCAUACGUCAGGGGCAAGGGUGGGGCAGAGGUGCCAAGUGCUGUCCUGAAGUCACACCACAAAAGUCCCCUGUGUCCCGUACUGAGAAGGAGAGUCUCAGAACUGGGCCACCGAAACUGAUGGUGUUCCACCUUUCUGGACCACGAUCCAUGGCCAGAAGCACACCUUAGCUCAGGACUCCCGGCAUCACAUUCGUGUGUGAGUCUGCCUCACGCACAAGUUCCGUGAAGGAAUUCUUAACCUUAGAACGUGAGAUACCCUCCAGUUUCUAUUUUUCAUGUUUGAGAAAUGCUGCUUAGAACCUACUAGAUUGAUACAUGGUUUGAAAAAUGCUGCUCUAAUCCAACUUCACCCCGUGUCUGAGCCGAGGGCCCGAGGUGCGGAAGGGAGCACGUGUGUCCGGCUCACACGGGGGCCGCUAGGGAGCACGUUGGGACGGGAGCCUGGGCUUUCCAUCCCUGCGGCUUCGUGCCGCGGGCCCAUCUGGCGCAGCGAGGCUGCCGUGGCCCCUGGGGUGGGUGCUCAGCUCCCUUCCCCACGGGGUCGAUGAGGCCGGCGCGACACGCUGCUCGGUCUCCUUACUCUCUCAAGCACCCUGUGAGGAAAGCGGAGGCGUCCUUGUUUACGGAUGACUUUGACGCUGGAACUGAGGUUGUCCGACAACAACAGGCCAGGGUACCAGCCCCGUGGGUGCCCCCUCCUUCCCAGGGACCUCUCCGUGCCCGGAGGAGCUGUCACGGAGUGGCGGGCGGAGGCCCGUGUGCCCUCGUGGACCUGGGAGAGGUGGGCCCCCCCCCAGCGAUUUAGCAUCUCUAGAGCGAGCACCUCACCGUUUGUCAUGGGGAGAGGACGGAGGGACUUUCCAGGUUGUUGUAAGCUAGGUUCUGAGUUUGAUCUGGGAGCACAGUUCUCUGCUAACCGCAAGUUAAAAUAGUCGCGUUGACCUUCCCUGCUUCUUGUUUCUCUGCAGACAGAGCUUUAUUCCCACCCUGGGCCUCCAGGUUAGCGGCCUGGGGGUGCAGAGUGCUCCCCCAGGGUCGUCUCCCCGGAGGCACAGGCCUGCUGUCCCCGGGCCCAGAGCUCACUCCUGCUUUGCCUCGCGCCCUGCUUUCCCCGUUUGUACAGAGCGCUGAGGGCAGUGUGACAUAGAAAGGAGGGGAGAAGCUUCCACAAGACCUUAAGGGGUGGUUUCCUGCAGUUUAGUUUUCAGGAAUAACAACAGAAAAAUUUAUUUUCAACAAAAACACAUGCAGCCUCACAUAAGCACACUCUUGUCAGUUUUAUCCAGUUAGAUUUUUAUCCUAAGCAGACGGGACCCUGCAGACCUUAGGCCACUUGUGGGGAAGGUGCCUGGCGGCGUGUUCGAGAACGCACAAGGCACAGGGCCCCGGGCGCCCGUGGUGGCCGGCCAGCGCCAUCCCGCCCGGCCCCUUGAAAGACAAACACGGAAGGCUGAGGGCCUUGAGAGGGCGGAUCACGGCGGGGGCUUGGGGGGGACGGCUCAGUUGGUCUGCGUGGCGCUCAGAGGCUCUGCGCACACAGCCGGUGUCGCCUGUUGCAAGUGUGGGUUUCUUCCCGUGUGCGCCCUGCCUGCCCUUGUUUCCCUCCGCCGACCGGUGGCUCACCCGCGCCGCCGGCUCUGUCCAGCUUCCGUCUGGUGUUUCCAGCCCGGUGCCUGAAGGGGGCGCUAGCGUGCGGCGGGGCUGGCCUAUGUCACACCCUGUGCAGUCUCCAUACGAAGCGACGGCCCCUUCGUGCCCUGUCAACCACUAGGGCAGAGCGCCGCCCCCGUUCAGAGCGGUCUUUCCGCCACACAGGUCUUCACCGGCUGGAGCAAGCGGGGUCUCAGCCCAGCAUGUGUUUCUGGGGACGUGCGGUGGCAGAGGUCUUCUCCAGAGGCGGCGCUUGGUGGCCUCCAGGGGUGGGUUGUGAGCGCGGCUUCCACGGCUUGUGGCUAAGCGAGGUGCCAAUUCACAAGUGCCGUCGCCAGCACAAGACAGAAACAGCAAGAGAUUGGAGGAGGCAUUUCGGAAAUUCUAGUGAUUCCGUCGGGGAAACUUCCUCCCAGGGCAGCUUCAGGAGCUCCUGUUUGCCAAGCAGACCCCUGGGGACCGUGUCUGUGCGUGACCUGAAGGCGGCCAGGGUGGGGGUCUAGGGGAAUCAUGUUGAUUCCCUAGGAUGGUCUCUGUCCCAACCCCUUGCCCUGCUCUGGGGUGUUUUGCAGGAAGUCUCUGCAUCUUUUCUGUCCCUCUGGUGUAGGGCCAGGCAAACACAUUUUCAUUUGCUGAGAGCCCAGGGGAGCAUAUUUGGAUGGCUAGUAGUUCGCUUUGAAAGUGGAAGUGUAAACAGACACUUCAUAAAUUAUAAACGUUACAAAACGUCGUGAGAUACUUAACUAGGAAAGGACAGGACCCUGGGUUAGCUCCGAUUGAGGGUCCAGAGCGCAUCCAGCUCUCCGAGGUGUGACCUGUACGGUCCCCUCCUCCUGGUCCCGCAACCAAGGGCCGAGUGUAGGGCCUUGUCUCCAGCCAGGAAGGCCGAGCUGGUCCAGAGCCAGCAAGAGACCUAGAUGGGGCGUGGGGCCAGCAUGGAAACCAGGGUGUGUUGCAAUCGGGACCGUGUCCGGGCGGUCUCUGUCCCGUGCUGGGACACUCUGUACUGGGCUUCUGCCCGGCGAGCAGAGUGGCAGGUAGGCUCCUUUCUCAGAGGGACUGUGUCCUUUGUGUGGUGCAGUGGGGAGACUGUAGGCGUGAGCCCCCUCUCUGCCAAGCGGCAGUGAUGUGCCUUGUCUUCUUGCACAAAGAGAAACUGCCCCUGGUUUUUAUGGAAGCGGCAGACACUUAACGAUGUCUCAGACAGUGAGACUCAUUCAGAACAGAGUUUUUAAAAAUGACUUUUUGUAUGUCAAAUGUAACAUUUAUUUUUUAAACAAUAAAAUUGUUUUGCCAAA
Callorhinus ursinus (northern fur seal) is the source of this 7615-nucleotide messenger RNA. It is a transcript of the gene H6PD, whose product is annotated as hexose-6-phosphate dehydrogenase/glucose 1-dehydrogenase. Gene Ontology annotation, molecular function: 6-phosphogluconolactonase activity; protein binding; glucose-6-phosphate dehydrogenase activity. Gene Ontology annotation, cellular component: endoplasmic reticulum; SCF ubiquitin ligase complex. The record is from RefSeq and is a predicted model, not a curated record. Lineage: Eukaryota; Metazoa; Chordata; Mammalia; Carnivora; Otariidae. Gene Ontology annotation, biological process: proteasome-mediated ubiquitin-dependent protein catabolic process; glucose metabolic process; pentose-phosphate shunt, oxidative branch.